AUUUCUUAAAUGUAGUUAUUGAAAUGUAGACUUUAUUAUUAAUUACCUUAUUAUCUGUAUGUAUUAGACAAAACAAUAGUUUAGUCUUCAAUGUUGACUUCUUUUUUGUUUUCCUCUUCACUUCUUUUUUGUUUUCCUCUUCCCUUUUUUUAUUUUUUUAUUUUUUUAUUUGGUACAUUAAUGUUGGCUUCUUUGUCAACAGGAAAUCAUCUUCUAAAAGAAAUCAUAAUACCUGAACCUGAGAUUACAAUCACAGAAAAGGAAGCUGAAGAUGAGUUCUUAAUUCUUGCUUCAGAUGGCCUAUCGAAUGUAUUUUCGGAUGCUCGAGCUUGUGAGAUAGUUAGCUCCUAUCUUAGGGAUGAAACUUUGAAUACUACUCCUAGAUGUCGUGAUGAAGGUCGCUCGGUAAAUGAAGAAAUGGAUCCAACAAUGUUUCCUGCUAAAACAACAGUAGCAGCAUCUAUACUCACCAAGCUUGCCUUACCUUAGAAAGGGGAAGCCAAGAUAACAUAACCAUCAUAGUCGUCGAUUUGUCAAAGAGCUGAUGAGGAUUGUGCAUGGAGUGUGAUGUUUGAACUAAGAAAAUUCGUUUUUCAUUAUAUUUGAUGUAUGCUAAUAACGUCUUGGGAUAUAAGUUGUGAAUUUUCAAUUAAUUAUAAUGUUAUUAGAUGCUUUGUUUAAGCUAGGGAAAUAAAAUGGCAUUGUUUAG
Messenger RNA from Rubroshorea leprosula, 709 nucleotides. The record is from the annotation of a GenBank genome assembly. NCBI's taxonomy places the organism in Eukaryota, Viridiplantae, Streptophyta, Magnoliopsida, Malvales, Dipterocarpaceae.